AUGGCAGAAGUUAUUGGAACUUUUGAUACUGGCCACACUGGUCCGGUACACGACACACAAUUGGAUUAUUAUGGCCGUAGAUUGGCAACAGCAUCAUCAGAUCACACAAUAAGAAUAUUUGAUGUCUCUACGGAUCAACCAACUUUCUUGGCAGAGUUAAGAGGCCACGAGGGGCCGGUUUGGCAGGUUUGCUGGGCUCACCCCACAUUUGGAAGUGUAUUAGCUUCUUGUUCAUAUGAUAAAAAGGUUUUAGUUUGGAAGGAAACUCAAAGAUCAAGAUGGGAAAUUGUAUACUCAUGUGAUGACUUUUCAUCUUCAAUUAAUGGUGUAUGUUGGUGUCCAUGGGAUUUUGGGCUCCAAUUUGCCUGUGCUGUAUCGGAUGGUUCAAUAGCGGUCUGCUCAUAUAGUCCAGAAACAAGGAACUGGACUAAGAAACAGGUAUUUGGUCAUCCAAAUGGAGCAAACUCUGUGUCUUGGGCUCCAGCAAUAAACUCUGUUGGAAGCUCAGCUGUUAAUUCAUCUUCCCAGCCUGUUAGACUUGUUUCUGGAGGAUGUGACAACCAAAUUCGUAUUUGGAAGCAAGAUCCUCAAACAAAAGAGCUUUCUGAAAUGAGCCAAACCCUGGAUGUUGCUCACUCUGAGUGGGUGAGAGAUGUUGCUUGGAGGCCAUCAGUAGAUCUCCUUGCUGAGACUAUUGCUUCUUGUGGAGAUGAUAAGAUUGUGGUCAUUUGGACUCAGGAUGCUGAUGGACAAGGUUGGCACAGUAGCCAAGUACUCAACUUUAACGAGCCAGUUUGGAGGGUUUCUUGGAGUGUUACUGGAACUGUUUUGGCGGCUUCCAGUGGAGAAGAUGUUGUUACUCUCUUCAGAGAGAACACCGAAGGUAAAUGGGAGGUUCUCACAAAUAUCUCAGGAAACGAGCAACAUCAACAGCAGCAACAACAGCACCCACAGAUUGGCUCUGAACCCAGUGAUGGCUUUCCCCCUGGUCUGAAUGUCCAAUCCUCAGUCCCGGAGCCCUCCCACCAAGAGCAGGGAGGAUCCAGUUCCGGAUUUAGCGCCCAGAAUCCAAGUCAGUUCCACAAUAGAAGCGGAGACCCCUCUCCUCCACUUCUCUCUGCACAUAAUCAGCAUCGCUUUAAUCAGUCCUUCUCUCCCUCUAAGAAUAACAUCCAUCCCCAGCAGUCCCCUCUCCCUCCAAUGGCAGCUCCCCCGAUGGCAGCUCCCCCGAUGGCAGCUCCUCCUGUGGCAGCUCCUCCUGUGGCAACUCCUCCUGUGGCAACUCCUCCAAUGGCUGCUCCUCCAAUGGCUGCUCCUCCAAUGGCUGCUCCUCCAAUGGCUGCUCCUCCAAUGGCUGCCCCUUCAAUGGCUGCUCCUCCAAUGGCAACUCCUCCAAUGGCUGCUCCUCCAAUGGCUGCUCCUCCAAUGGCUGCUCCCCAAGUGGCGGCUUCUCCAACAACAUCUUCUUCCACCUCAAUGGCACCCCCUAUGGCUCCUUCAGCGGUGACUACAGCUCCCCCAACAAUGUCUCCCCUCUCGCAGGUGACUAAUUCUCAGUUUGUUUCAAGUCCACCUCCAAAAACCCAACAGGGACCCUUUCCGCAAGCACCCAGACCAACCUCAUCUUACAUGACAGGCGGAGAGACCAUUCCUACCCCAGGGUUGCCAAAGGCAGAGAUUUCCCUUCCGCCGCCACCAUCAUCAUCAUCUUCUAUCUCGGGCUCUAUCCCACCAAUGAUGGGAGGAACAACUGCACCAACGCCUUCUACAAACUUAAAUACCGCUUCUCCUUUUGGGAAUUCUUUUGGAGCUGCACCUCCACCCCCGCCUCCACCUCCUCCUCCUGGUAUAAGAAGGUAUCCUGGAAUACAGUAG
Messenger RNA from Cryptosporidium ubiquitum, 1875 nucleotides. RefSeq lists its product as uncharacterized. The transcript has a single exon. Bases 1 to 1875 code for a protein of 624 amino acids. Gene Ontology annotation, cellular component: nuclear pore outer ring; COPII vesicle coat. Lineage: Eukaryota; Apicomplexa; Conoidasida; Eucoccidiorida; Cryptosporidiidae. Gene Ontology annotation, biological process: protein import into nucleus; COPII-coated vesicle budding. Gene Ontology annotation, molecular function: structural molecule activity; protein binding. The record is from RefSeq and is a predicted model, not a curated record.